AUGAAACCAAAAGAGGGCGAGUUUGGCUUAGAGAUUGUUGCUGAUAAAGAUGGCAAAUUUGGCGGGUUGGGUGAACAUCCUAUCCCACCUUCCAAAACAUCAAGCCUAGAACUGACCACAUCGACACCUUUACUAACAGUGACACUACCUGGUGUAGUCUCGACGUUGGGAGUCUCGACGUUGGGAGGUGCUUCUGCUGUCACGACAUCCAUUCCAAUCAUAGAGAUUCCAGUGCACAAGACAUCUGAAGUACCAGCUAUAACUACAAACGCAACAACCACAACCUUUACCCAUGCUACUGACAGUGAUGGCAUUGCCGUAACUGGAGAAGAACAAGUUGGAAAAGGCAGCACAAUGCCCACCGUCACAACUCCCGAAGCCUCUGGCGAAGAGCCAAAAACUACAUCUGGAACUAAAGAUUCUACACAUCGACCAGACAUCCUUCACACCCAAGCCAGAUCGAAACUGCGGGAAGAUGAAGAUCUCCUUGUGCAAAAUACGACAUUCUCUGCAUUUACGGACAUUAUUGGCGAGGUGGAGUUGACUGGAGAGGAUAAAGCCACUCCAAGC
This is a messenger RNA of Strongylus vulgaris, 570 nucleotides long. NCBI's taxonomy places the organism in Eukaryota, Metazoa, Nematoda, Chromadorea, Rhabditida, Strongylidae. The record is from the annotation of a GenBank genome assembly.